Messenger RNA from Blepharisma stoltei, 2967 nucleotides. Lineage: Eukaryota; Ciliophora; Heterotrichea; Heterotrichida; Blepharismidae. The record is from the annotation of a GenBank genome assembly.
AUGGAGGGCAAAAUUUGCUUUGUGCCUGGCUGCAAAUCAGAUAUUAACUCCCCCCCUCCGAGAGUGAACAAAACCAUUAGAAAAAAUCGCUAUUUUUUGCCCAAAAACCCACCUUCCGUGAGUGAACAAAAAUUUUUUUAAUAGAAAAAUUUUUAUGGAAAAAAAUUUUGAUAUAUAAAUGAUAAUUAGUAUAAUGAAAUAUAGAGCUAAUUCUGUUUAAUUUUAAACAAAUUGCGUUUUUAAAAUAUAAAUUUUAUAAAUUAAAUUAAUAUUUGCUUCCCAAUUUUUGCAAAUUAGGAUUUUUUUAAAUUUCGAAAAAAAAAUUUUCUAUAAAAUUUAUAUAUAAUUUUUUUUUAAAAAAAAAAAAUUAACCCCCCGUGACUGAACAAAAUUUUUUUGUUCACUCACGGAGGGGAGUAAGUAUUUUUGCGACUGCACUUCCCCUGAAACUAAUAUGUGUGAGCUUCACGCAGAAGAGCAUCGAAAAUUUCAUUAUAUAACUUCUUCAUCAAUGUCUAAUUCAAGUCUCAAUAAAGAAGCGAAGCAAGCAGUUCUUGAAUUACUUAUUCCCCCCUCCGUGAUCUAACAAAAAAAUUUUGUUCGCUCACGGAGGGGGUUAAUUGUUUUUUCUAAAAAAUAAUAUAUUAAUUUUAUAAAAAAUUUGUUUUUAAUUUAAAAAUUGAGAAGCAAAAAUUAAUUUAAUUUGUAAAAUUAUGCUUUAAAUGCAGCUGUUUAAAAAUUAAACAGAAUUAGCAAGAGAUUUUAUUAUAAUAAUUUCAGUUAUAUAUUAAAAUUUUUUGUUCACUCACGGAGGGUGGGUUUUUUGGAUUUUUCCAGUGGUUUUGUUCGCUCAAGGAUGGGGGAGUUAGAAAAGAAAUUACUAAAAGAAAUAAUCUAGAAAAAAAAAUCGUGAACUCCUACUCCCAAAGCUUUUCAAGUCACGAAAGCAGCCUAAAGCAGUCCCUUGAUAUUCUGAAAUCUGAGUCUUCUAUAUUAUAUCGCUAUUUUGAAAAGAUUAAUAAAACUCAAAGUUUAUCAGACACUGAGCAAGAUCCAGAUUUAAAUCUAUUAGCUUUACAGCCAAAUGAAGCUGUUAAGAAAGCCAAAAAAAUUAUUCCAAGAAACCCAAAUGUUUCUAGACAUCCGAAACCAUUUGACUUUUGGGAGAUUGAAAUGCUCUGCAAAAAUAAAUUUUAUGAAAUAGAUAAAAAGCUGCAAGCUCUAGAGGAUAAGGCAAAUUUAAAUAGCAAAAGCAUUAUAGACCAUGACAAUAAUAUAUCUCAUCUAAUGAAUUUAACAGAGGAAACCAACCGAAAUUUUACCAGCUGAAAAGAAGAAAUUAUAUUGAAAAUGGAAAAUUAUACAAACUUGGAAAAUUUUCAGUUAAAACAAGCUUCUGAGAUUGAAAGCUCAAUUUUAAAAAUUGGGGAAAAAAUAAAACUCAUUGAAAAUUUAUUUGCAGAGUUCAAAACAAAAGAACUAAAAGCUGAAAAAUCUCAAAUUUUGGAAAAAAAUAUUGAUAGAGAUAUAGAAAAAUGCUUUACUCCCCCCCCCCCCUCCGUGAGCGAACAAAAAAAUUUUGUUCGCUCACGGAGGGGGGUUAAAUUUUUUUUUUUUAAAAAAAAUUUAUAUAUAAAAUUUUAUAAAAAAUAUUUUUUUCGAAAUUUAAAAAAAUCCUAAUUUGCAAAAAUUGGGAAGCAAAUAUUAAUUUAAUUUGCAAAAUUUAUGUUUUAAAAACGCAAUUUGUUUAAAAUAAACAGAAUUAGCUCUAGAUUUCAUUAUACUAAUUAUCACUUAUAUAUCAAAAUUUUUUUCCAUUAAAAUUUUUUUCUAUUAAAAAAAUUUUUGUUCACUCACGGAGGGUGGGUUUUUGGUCAAAAAAUGGCGAUUUUUCUAAUGGUUUUGUUCGCUCACGGAGGGGGGGGGGGAGGAGUUAGAACGACAUUAUCUUUGUUCGAAGAUAAUUGAAAAAGCAUCUGCUAUUCAAAUCCAGCUUUGUUUCAAGCUCAUCAAGACCUUAUUAAAGCUUACAACCAAAAAACAUCACUAUAUCUUACCACAAAUAUUGAAAGCCAAACAAAUUUGCUUAUAGAAGUUUCCUAUGUUUGGCGCUGUAAGGCCGAUAAAUUCUGAUCGGAAUUUAUCGGUUGGUUGCACCAAAUCAAUGCCUUGGUCGGACCAAAAAGCGAUUUGGUCCGACGAACUUGGAAAGCUCCUGGGAAAAUGUCUGCGCUUUCAGCGCUAUAUAGAGGAAACCUCUAUAUUUAUGACACUGAGAAUAGAAUUCAAGAUAAAAAGAAAAUAGAAACUCCCGAGCCCUUAAGCAGUGGCACAUGUAUAGCUCAGCUUCCAAAUGGUGAAUUAUUCUGCUUUGGAAGCUAUCCUCCGUCUAAUAUUUCAUUAACAAUUGAUGAGCAUUAUAAAUUUCGCAUUCUCCCUCCUGGAAAAACAUGCUCUUGGUCAUCAGCUGUCUUUUUCAAAGGAAGCGUUUAUUGCUUUGGAGGUCUCAGUAAUGGUAAGUUCUUAAAUCUAUCUGAAAAAUUUGAUUUACGAAAAAAUAAAUGAAUUGGGUUAAAGCCAUUGCCUGAGAUCGACUACAAAUGCCAUUCCAUAGUAUUUAAUGAUGAAAUUUUGAUUUCUGGAUAUAAUAGUGAAAAGCUAUUACGGUACAAUAUAAAAUCAAAUACUUUUGGGAAAAAAAUUCCUUAUAAAUUUACACCGAAUAUGAGAAAAAUUUUGAUAAAUGGAGAGAGAUUGUAUUUAAUUGAGUGUAGAGGAAAAAUCUACGAGAGCGAUAUUUGGAAUGAAAAAGUUUGGAGAAAAGUAGGCCAAUUACCAAUUAUUGGCUGUCCUAGUCAAGUUUAUUGUGCAUAUAAUAGUGGAGUAAUAUAUAUUGGAUGCAGAAAUGAUGUGGAUAAAUAUUAUUCUUUUGAUAUGAAUCUAAGAGAGAUUAGUGAGCUACAGUAA